Saccostrea cuccullata (small rock oyster) is the source of this 11299-nucleotide messenger RNA. RefSeq lists its product as uncharacterized. NCBI's taxonomy places the organism in Eukaryota, Metazoa, Mollusca, Bivalvia, Ostreida, Ostreidae. The record is from RefSeq and is a predicted model, not a curated record. The coding region runs from base 196 to 9591 and encodes 3131 amino acids. The transcript has 7 exons.
GCUGAGAAGGGCUGAUAGAAGUGUAUAAGCCAGUGUUAGCUGAAAACAAUGAUUCUGUAUUGCAAGAGUUUUGCUAAAAUCAUAAAAUUGCUGCAUAGGCAGUGAAGAUGUUGUAUCAGAAUUUGGACACUUAGCAUUAGAAUUGCUACUGAGAAAUUGGAACAGAUGUAAAAAUACCUAUAGUAAAUACAAGGAAUGAAUCCCUUUAUAUCGGGUCAUAAUGGGCAAUUCUGCCUUUGGGAAAGGAGUUCACAGAGUUUUUAUGAUGUGCCAGAUGUAAAGAAUAACAUGGCAUUCCAGGAAAAGGAAUAUGACAACUACUAUGGAAGAGAAAAAAUUACCAAAAGCUAUCACAACGACUAUUCAAGAGACCGUCGAAACUACUCACCACCUUCCUAUGGCUAUUCCAAAACCAAAGUAAACUCUGAACCUUUUGAACAGCGUGAUUUUCGCAAAGUCAGACCUUUUGAUGAAUUAGAUGAACCUGUUCAGGACCUUGACAGAAACCUUAAUACAACAGCAUAUGAUUAUCCAUUCAGAAGAACAAGAGGCAAUCUGAACACCAGAGGUAGAGGUGUGCAUAAGUUUCGUGGUAGAGGAGCACCACAUAAAAUAUCUCUCCAAAACAGAAACAGAAAUCCUUCUCCAAUUAAAACAUUUCUUGAGAGCCUGGAACAGUCUUCAUCAGAAUUUUAUCCCAGAAACAGUUUUAAAGACAAUCGUCGGUCUGCAGAAUUCCAUAACAACAGUGUCGCUGAGUAUGACUAUCAGAAGAGGAAAAGGCAUUAUACUUAUAAUGAUGUCGACCCAUACCAUUCCAAGAAAUCUCGAAGCAGUUCUGGAUCCAGACCCCAAGAUAGAGUAAGAUACCGCUCAGGAUCAGGAAGUGGGUCAAGUGUGCAUUCUCAGAGUCCUUACCGAAAUGAAGGAUUUAAAUCAAAUCAAUUUCAAGGAAAUUCCAAGGAGUUCUUCAAAAGACAAUACUAUAGAUCGGGAAGUCCUUCAAGUUUAAGUUCUAGGAGUUCAUCUAGGAAUGGUAGAUACAGAUCACGUAGUAAAGAAAGAUCUAGAGACAGACGUGAUAGAACAAGAAGUCCAUCAAGUUCACGAUCACGAAGUUCAAGAAGACGUUACAGAUCAAGGAGUUUAUCAAGUUCACGUUUUUCUAGAAAUAGUGGAUACAGGUCAUAUAGUGGACAGGGAUCAAGUGACAGAAGAGACAGACAAUACGAAACAAGAAGUUCCAGGUCACGAAGUUCAUCAAGAAGUAGUGUAAAUAGGUCAAAUAGUCGACAAAGAUCAAGAGACAGAAAUAGAAAACAUUACCGAUCAAGAUCUCUAUCAAGUUCACGAAGUCCAUCAAGAAACAGAGGAUACAGAUCUAACAGUAGACAGAGAGACAGGAGAGAAGAUAGACGAUACAAAUCAAGGAGUCCAUCAAGAAAAUAUUCUAGUCCAUUUAGGUACAGAUCACAAAGUUCUGAAAGAAGCUCCAGAGGAGGGGCAGAUGAUAGAGCUCAGAGAUCAAAGAGUCGAUCACGGAGCUCUUCACCAGCAAAAGACAGUUAUGUAAGAAACAGGAGGAGAAGCAAUGAAAGAUCACCUUCCCCUAAAAAUCGAUCACGUGGACUUCAAAGGAGGGACUCUGAAAGAAGCUUAAGCAGUAUCUCAUCAACAUCGACAGAGUCAUCUAGAUCAAGGUCUUCAUCGAGUUCAGAGUCUUCGUCAAGAAGUGCAAGUCCAAACUCAGAAAGAAGUAGAAGCAAAACACCUGUUCGCAGAGAGAAGACAGUUUCACCAUUACAGAGAAGUAAAAAUUUACGUGAAAUAAAGAUAUACAGGCAUGGAAGAUUUCAAGGUCGAAGACCAAGCAGAAAUGAGGCCUUUGUUAGAAGACAGUAUGAAAAAUAUGAGAAAGAAAAGGAAGAGCAAAUGUUGGCAAAUGUUGAUGAUCUGCUUGGAAAACUUGUUGGAAAUGUGGCAGAGCAUAGUCGUAUGGAGCUAGGAAAUGCAACAAUCACUUCUAAAGAAGGAAUAUCUUCCACAUUGGAGAGUGAGUACAGAACAAUUCAAAUUAAGCCAAAAUCACCUCGGGAGAUUGGCCCUAUAAAUACAAGCUUUUCUGCAUCUGGAGAAAUCAAUAGGCACACAUCAUCUCUGCAUGAAAAUCUAAGAAUUUCUCUUUAUUCAGAUCAUGAGAGAAACGUAGUGUGUGAACAAGAGCAAGAAGAGAAAAAAGAACCAUGUAGUGCUAAAAAGAGAAAACACCCAUUGGAAGUAUUUGACAAAGAAAAUAUGUCGGACCUUUGUACUGGUGCGAAGAAAAGUAAGAAGAUCUUGAUUAACCUAAAAAGCAGAUCAAAGUUAGAUGAUGGAGGAGUCGACACAGGGAUUGAUUCUACAGAGAAAUCCACUGAACCAAAGAAGGGUAAUUCAGCUCCAAAUUUUAACUGUCUACUGAAAAGCAGACCAAAGGUAGACAAUGGAACAGCCAACAUGCGGCUUGAUUCUACUGACAAUUCUGCUGAAAAAGAGAUCAGUGAAGAAAAUUCUGCUCCAAAUAUGAACUGUCUCCUAAAAAGCAGACCAAAGUUAGAUGAUGGCAGAGUCAACACAAGGGUUGAUUCUACAGAGAAAUCCACUGAACCAGAGAUGGGUAAAGAAAAUUCAGCUCCAAUUAUGAAUUGUCAAUUAGGCAUGAAUCAAAGCAAUGGUAUUCAAGAGAAAGCAACACCAAAUCUUGCAAGUAAAGAGCAAGAAUCACAAAAAACCGAAGUUCCAGAGACUGAAACAAAAAUCAUACAGACACAUAAGAGUGUAAAUGAGAUCAUGCCAAAUAAAGAAAAGGCGACUCAAGAAAAAGUCAAACAAUCAAUAGAAUUAUCUAUUGAUAUUUCAAAGAAACAAUUACCAUCUAGUUUGUUGAAGAGCCUUGCUGUGAUUAAAGGACCUGAAAGCAGAAGCAUAGUAGAGACUGCUCCUCAAGAACAAUUGCCAUCUACAGAAACACAAGCUGAUGAAAAUAAUCUGCAACUGUCUUCCAGAGGAGAGGAUGAAAAGAAUCUUAAACUGAACUCUGACUCCUCAGACCUAGAGUUAGAGUCAUUUGAUGAAUUCACAGAUUCAGAUCAGGAAUUCAGUUCUAAGACCUCCAGUAAAGAAGGAAACUCCAGCAAUAUUUCAAAGACAAACCAAGAUAUGAUUCAACCAAAAUCUAGUGAAUUAUCCAAUGUGGAGACAGUGAAAAUGAUGCACAUGGACAAGUCAGUGAGUCCAAAAUCAGUGAAAGUGAGGAGCACAGAAAAGACUGUGAAUCAAAAACCAGACAAUGCACUCAGUAACAUUGCUGAUUUUUAUGAUGAACUAUCAAAUGAUUCGGUAAAUGAAGUGGGAAAAACCAACCAAUCAAGCCUUACUAAUCAAGGAAUGGUUAAAACUUCUACACCAAUCAAAAACAGUGAUAUCUCAGAAGAAAAAGAGAAAGAUAGAGAAGUUGCUAAACAUAGUCUGUUUACAACAAACUCUUCAGUGAUUCACCACAAUAAAUCAAGUCACUGUGAAAUGCAGAAUAGCUUGGAUUCUCUGAAUGAACCAAAGACAAUGAGAAGUACAGAAGAACAAGAAUCCAAGAUAACUAAAACAUCAUUUGAUGAGCUUCAGGAGCAGUCUUUUAGAGAAAAAAGCCUCAAGUCUGCUAUUAAAAGUUCAAAAACCACUUGUAAAUCAGUUGUAGAUGGUUCAGAUGGUACCAAGAGUGAUCAGAAGAUGAAAGACACUAGUCAGAAAAGGGAAAACAGUGCUUCAAAUAGAGAGAAAAGUCUUGAUACCAAAUCACCAGAGAAUAAACUGGUAAAUAAACCAGAGAAUAAACUAUGCAGGGAACCUUCAGUGAAAGUUCCAGUAACAAAAGAAAAACUCAGUGAUACAUCUGUUGAAAAAAGUAAAAAGACUUUAUCCAACAAAAUAUCACCCAAGUUGAGUGAAGUAACACCAAAACCCACUUCACACACAAUGAAAGUGCAGACUAGUAAAGAAAUUAAGUCAUCAUCUAAGAAAGAAAACAAGAGUGGGUAUAAUUCCUCAACAAAUAGUAUCUGUGAUGAAACUUUGCCAAAACUUGUGUCGAGGAAGGACAAGAAAAGAGAUACAUCAUCAACAUCUGUGGAAUCAAGUGACAUGGAAAGUUCCAUAUCUAAACAGAAAGAAAUAGGGAAGAAGAAAGACAAAGAAAACUAUAAAGAACCAAAUCAGGAUACACAGAAAGCCAGUGCCAAAAAUUUAAAAGAUACAAGUGAUAGUGAAAGAAAACUUGUGUCAAGAAAGGACAAGAAAAGAGAUACAUCAACAACAUCUGUGGAAUCAAGUGACAUGGAAAGUUCCAUAUCUAAACAGAAGGAAAAAGCAAAGAAGAAAGAUAAAGAAAACCACAAAGAAGCAAAGAAAGUCAGUUCCAAAAGCUUAACUGAUACAAGCGAUACUGAAAGAAAACAACUGGCACCCAGUGGCAAUAAUAAAAGUUCAUCUAAAUCAAGCAAUAAAGAAAUACUGAAGAAGUCGAAGAAACAAAAUCAAAAAUCACCAAGCAUUAAACUGAUUGAUCAGGAAGAUCUAUUUAAACCAGACACUCUGCUGAAGAAAAAAUCUCAUUCUGGUCAUUUGAAAUCAAAAGAAACAAAAAGUAAAGAGCAUAGAACCUCUUCAGUGACAAAAGACAACAAAAUGAAGUCAUCUGCCAUGACAUCUUCCAAAACUACUACUAAAACAGCAAAUAAACCACCAAAAGAUACUGCAUCUGCUCUUACAAAUAAACCAAGUAAAUCCGCAGAUGCAGCAGAUCAGCCAUCGAACGUAUGUGACAAAAAUUCCACUGAUGCAACAAAGAGUACUCCAAAAACAGAUGAAUCAUCUCUGUCAAAGACAGCAGAACAGGAAGAAAAGAAUACCAAGGAAAAUGACUCUGAAAAUGAAAAAAUGGAGACCACAGAGAACAAUAUCUUGAGUAGUCAAGUUGCAGAAGGUAAUGACAAAGAAAAUGGAAGAAAAGUUGAUGAAGUUCCUAAAAUUUCGCCUCUUGGAGGAAAGAGACAAAGCAGAACUUUGUCUGUGGAACAGCUUAAGGUUCUGGAGAAGAAUAAGGAGGUGAGACAAAGAACCUGCAUGGAAUUAAAGCAUGGACACACAGGUGGAAGGAAAAUGUUAAAAUCCGAAAAGUUUAAAAAGUUAAAACAUCAAGUACAUGCUGAGGCUCUUCAUAGUAAAACUGUCCUAAAACAUGGAGUGUCCAGACUUAAAUGUCAAAGUAAAGAUGAAGGAAAGAGGAAAGUCUUGUCUAAUUUAUCAACACAGAAAACCUCAAAUGAGUCGACUAAAUCUCAAGAAGUUAAGAAACCAUUUCCAAAAAGUAAACAGAGUGAAACGGAUAUUAUUGCCAAAAGUAUUUUGCAAAAAGUUCCUGGUAGAAUAGAAAUAUAUGACACAAAUUUUGAAAAAGUUGCAUAUUCUUCAAAGGAACCAUCUAAAGAGGGUACUAGCAAUACCAGUAGAACAGAAACAGAUGGAAACCAGGUGUCUAAUGGAAGCCUAAACCUCCAAGAGUAUAGAAAUGUAAAUGAAGAUGUAGAAGACACAGAAUUGUCCACUGAUGAUGAAAAUCUACAAAUUGAUCUAGAUUCAAAAUCACCGGAUAAGAGGAAUGCUUCCUGCAACAGGGAGAAAGAUCAGCAAGAAGGAAACCAAGUUGAUGACAAAGAGAAGGCAACUAAUGUCCAAGACAAAUCAGAGGAAUCUUCUGAGGACAGUGCCAAGACAAGAAAACAAAACAUAACAAAACCAGUCAUUAACGAAAAACCAGCCGUUAAUGAAGAAGUGAGGAAAGGUGUCAUGGAGGAAACUUCAAGAGUACCUCCUAAGAAUCUAUUUGAUAUAGAGUUGUUUUCUCCAGCAAUCCCUACAGGCACCAUUGCAGAGGAUCAACUUGACUACAGUGACAUAAGGAUAAUGUACUACAAUUGCGGUGUACCCCAAAGUCCAUAUGUGGCUGAAGAAGACAUUGCUAAUGUACCAACACCUGGGAAAAUUAAACCUCAAAGAGAGAUCAUACCAAGCAGCAAACCAGGGACACCUAGCAAAAACAGCAGUCCGGGAACAGAUCAUACUACAAAGAAGAUUGUAUGUGAAGAGGACUUCCCAAUGUUAACUCUUCCUGACAUCUGCACAAUGGAAGGGCAGGAAAGUCAAAAAGACAUCAUCAUCCCUAGCAGUAGACCAGAAACCCCCAAUGUGAGUGGCAGUACAGGGACUGAACCAACAGCAAGGAAAAUUCUACCAGAGGAGGAAAUUCACAAUGCAACAUCACAGUCAGAAAGUAAUAGUGCAGCAACUAAUGUUAGCAAUUCACAGGAAACUGAAACAUCAUCAGAUUAUGGAACAGACAGUAAUAGGGGAACUCCUUAUUCAGAUAUAUCUGAUCCUUCUGAUGAACCUGAAAGCAUGAGAAAUGACAAAUCCUUUGUACCAAACCUACAAACAAUUAUGCCAGGCCAAAGAAAUUUAGGAUUGAAUGCAGAUGAAAAUGUUCAACGUCAUACAGAUGCACAACAAGUCCUCGGUUUUCUUUCGAAAUUGAGGAGAGAAAAUCUGGAGAACUUCAAACCUAUUGGUUUUACUCACCAGAAGUCGUUCAAAAAUAUGCAGGUGCCAAAUCCAAAUGCCAGAUUGACUGUUGGUUUCCUGGAGCCAGAGAAAUUCAAGGAUCCAAAACUGCAGUGCAUAAGGUGCAACUUGUGCUGUAGAUAUUUUGACCCCUGUGGAUUUCUGCUGCACUAUGACAGUGAUGUGAUGAAGCUUGACGAGAUGAAGUGUCUAAUGACCGAGCCACAGCCAGCAGUGGGCAACAUGGAGCCCGAGGUCAGGAAGAUCUGGGAUUACCUUAUUACCCUGAAGAAUUUCUUGGUGGACGCAAAGAUGAAUAGUUUGGGUUUGCAUAUGGAAAGAAGUACAAAGAAAAGAAAUGGUGAUGUACCACUUGAAACACAGAAAGAUACAAUGUUAGAUGUCCAGAACAACAGGAGAGAUUCCUCAACUGAUGAAAGAGGAAGUGACAAUUCACCAAUCGCUAAUGUUUUAUCAGAUGACAUAAUGGGAAUCAAAUCAGUACAAAAUACAAGUGCUCGGAGGCUUUUAGAACAGAUGUUGAGAUAUGGGAUUAAUCAGUACGAUGUAACUACAAAUCAGUCAACAGUUACAACAGAUUUACCUACCACAGGAAUACAAACUGAUAGUAAUGUUGGAGGACUGAACUCCUUAGAAGUUACUAAUGUAGAAUUUGUACAGCGGCGAUCUGUUGUCCAAAGAAUGGGAUAUAAUCCUGUGACACAGAGCCGUGUAGAUUCUUUAUCUACAGGAAUGUCUCAAGCGUCAUUUAGAGCCCAACAAGAUUGGAACAUAAUGCCUCCUCCUGCUCAAAUGGUGAACACUGUGCUGCCUGGCUGUACUCAAAGUGAUCUAACAAGAAGAAGAUCCCUUGAAAGUUUUCAACCAAAUUCAAAUAAUGUGGCACCUGAUAUCCAGAACACAAGAUCUGUCAGUGAUGAUUCGAUGAUGUCUAAAAGCUUCAAAAAGGACCUGAACCACAGGUAUCAACAGCAACGAAAUGCAGCAUUUUAUCAACAACCAAAUUUCAACAUUCAGACAUCAAAGACAUUUUCUGUUCCUCAGAAUGUAAUGAGACCAAUUGGAUCACAAGGAACAUCAAAUCUAAAUGAUAAUCCAUUAAAUAGGGCAACUCAACAAAAUGUCAAUCUUCAAAACAACCCAUCUCAAAUACAAACAGUGCACCAGCAGAUAGCAAAAAUGCUAAGGGAGCAGAAUGUCACAAAAUCAUCAGAGGUGCACAGAGCAUCCAGUCUACAGCAAUCUGUGGAAAGUCAUACAAGACAUCAGAUGAGACCUCCACCUCCACCAUAUCAGAGAGCAUAUAGUAAUAAUCAUUCCACUGGGUCUUCCACUCAAGUAGGACAAGCCAAUCAAAACCAGUUUUUCAUGACACGUCCUCAUCUUCAACAAAUGGGAAGCACCCAGAUUCAACCCUCUCAUCAACAGAUAGGAACUAACCAAUAUCAACCUUCUGCAGCACAUCUACCCCAGCAACAAAUUAGUACCAACCAGGUUCCACCUGCAGCACAUCUUUCCCAGGAACAAGUGGGAAACAACCAAUUUCAAACUUCUGCAGCACAUCUUUCCCAGCAACAAAUGGGAAACAACCAAUUUCAACCUUCUGCAACACAUCUUUCCCAGCAACAAAUAAGAACCAAUCAGAUUCCACCUUCUGCAGCACAUCUUUCUCAGCAACAAAUGGGAAACAACCAAUUUCAACCUUCUGCAGCACAUCUUUCCCAGCAACAGUUGGGAACCAACUGGGUUCAGUCUUCUGCAGUGCAUCUUCCACAGCAACAUGCUUCUGCAGUGGAACUUUCACAGAAACAGAUCGGAAUCAAUCAAGUGCAACCCUCUUCAAUGCGUAUUUCCCAACAACAAAUGUACAAUCAAGCACAGCCAUCCACUUUUCCCCCAGCUCAUCAGAACAUGAUAGAUAAUCAGGUUCCAUCGACUAUGACUGCUGCAGCUCAUCAGAACAUCUUGUCAAAGCAAGUCACAUCAACCAGUAUUCAUCCAUCUCAGCAAAACAUGACUUUUUACCAGCAACAACAUCCAACCAUGAGAACCUCAGUUAGUAGUGCCACCACCUUGCAGUAUUCAAAAUCUUCCCACCAACAGCAAAUCAAUCAAAUUUCUCAAGGACAAAACAAUGGUCAAGGAAUGCUCUCUGACAGAGCAUUGACAGUCAAUCGUCAACCAGUUAGUAAUCUCAGUUGUGGAUUAGGACAGUCAAAUUUUAGUGGCCAAAUAUAUUCACCAAAGCAAAGUCAAAAUACUAACACUCAGGGUGCUUCAACACAAAUGAGCAGAAGUGAAACCAACCAGUUAGCUUCUGAAAAAGUUAAGACUAGCCCUGUCAGUGAAGCCUGUCAAUUAUCUACCAGACAAGCCCAGAAGAUUAGUCCUGUCAGGGAUGUGCACAGUUUUCUUCAGAAGGCUAGUAGAAAGGUGUCGGGCUUUGAUCCAGGUUGUGUGGAUUCAGAAAGUGUUAAUCCAUCAAAGUCAGACUCUUCAACAGACAAUCAAGGUCAAGGUCCUUUAGCACAGGAAAACGAUGGAGAACAAAACCCUCCUUCAAGUGACAGUACUGAUGUUUCUGCAACCAGUGCAAUAAGCAGCAGACAAGGACUGAACUUGAGUUCCAGUGAACCAGGCAAAAGCAAAAGUCUCCUUGAAUCUGCAGCAGAGUUAGCAAAAAGAAUUAAUGGACCUGCAGAAGUACAGAAGAGAGUGGUAGGUUCCUAUGUGAAUAUGAUGGCCUCUUUGAUGUGGAUAUGUGAAGAAUAUAAACAAACAUCAGCUGAAGUGACAACGGCAAUACAGGAACUUGAGCACUGUAAAGGAGAAGUUACAAAAGCCGUGGAUGAAUAUCAUACGACAGAGGAGUUGAUGACACAGAAGAUAAAUGAAGUUUUAGCCAAGAUACCAAAGUGAAAUGGAGAAUUCCAGAACUGUUUGCCAUCAGAUUAGAUAAUCUGAAGCAAAACAGGAAAAGAAGACAGAAAAUAUAUGAGUGAUUUUUUUUCCUCCCAUGCAUUAUGGUGAAAAAGUGACCCCCCACUCUCCUAAAUAAGAAUGCUGUGAACAGUUUGAAAGAUGGAAAGCUACGGGAAAAGAAAAAGACAUUUUUCAACUUUUCUGCAGCCACAAGAUUAGUUUGUGGAAUAAUGGAAGUUUCCAUGUGAUAAUAUCAUGAACAGUACUGUUUGUGAUGAAUGUAUCAUAGUAGAAACACUAGCAUAGGCUUUGAUAGGUAUUGUUGUGAAUUUAUGAUAGGUAAUUCUGUAGCUUAGUUAAAAAGGCAGCAUAGUAUCAGAUACUGAAUGGUGCAUUCUUGUAAAUUAGUUUAGUCUUAGAAUGUAUAUACCUGUUAUCAACUGAAUGUUUCUCUAGUUUUGUUUCAUAAACAAACCUUCUGCUGUUGUACAGUGUAUUUUUUGGCAUUCACUCGAUUUGGAUUUUAAGGUGCAAGAACUUAAGCCUUGCUUCAAGUAUCAUAAAGAAAAUUAAUGGAAAUUCUUUUGUAAAUAAGAUGUUUAUAUGCAGUUAAUACUACAUAAUUGCUUUUUUUGAUAUUUGAUUUUUGUAUGAUUACCUCAUGAUUAUUUUCUCCGUCCCAUGUCAUUUAAUUUUUUUUCAAUUGGAAUUUGAAGUAGACUGUUACUGCUCCAUCAGUGUGUGUUCAUAACAAAAUACUGGAAACAAGAUAUGCAUUUUCGUGUUCUUAGCAGCAAAUAUACCAGAUGUGUUCAGUUCAUUUUCUUACCAGCAGUUACAGUUCAUACCAGCAGUUACGGGUAUAUGUAACAUAGUUUGUGCAUUACAAGACAAUCUCUUGUGUAACAUAGUCAGUGAUUCUGCUUAUUGUUCUCGAAUGAUAACUAUGAGAGGGAGUUAUAUAACCUUCACAUAUUUUAUGAUCAAAUUAGUGCUAUUUCUGAUUCCCCGUGUGACUUAUGGCUGUGUACUUGAGCAUUUAUUAUUAGCAUAAUAAUUAUUUAAAUUCAAAACAAUUGUUAAACAACUUUAUAUAGAGCAUAGUAUCACUUCGUAAUAUUAGUAGAGCCUUAUCUUAUCUUCUUUUUUAAAAAUUUGGCUACAUAUUAUUCUGAUUAUGUUGAUUUUUUUUUUGUGAUGAUAUAUUGUAAAGUGAUUUUCUGGAACAAGCAAGAUUUAGGUAUUCAGAGUGUUAUUUUCAGAAAUCUUUAAAUUGAAUUUUUAAAUUAAAGCACAGAGAAAUCAGAAUUUACUUUCUUUGAAUUAAAUUUUGUUUCUGUUUGUUGCAUGUCAAACUUAAAACCUGUACAGUUCUUAAUUUUUAAAAACAUUUCUAAGAGAAAUAUAUGCAGGCAUAGUCGUUAUCUAUUCCUUACUUUUGAGUCCAUGUUGUGAAUUAUUAUCGUAGGGAGAUCCUACAAGUUUUUCAGCACUAUGUUUUGUUUAUUUAAUGUUCACUGAAAAUUUAAAAUGUGUUGUAUAAAAAGGCAUUGAGGAGUGUGCCUCAUAUGAUUUUAAAUGAAAUGUGAUUGCAGUGUACUUUUAACAAAAAUAUUGUUGUCAUUGUUGAAAAUCAAAGAAAUCCAAAAAAGCAUUUUUAAAGCUCUUUUACACUUUUAUACUGCUGGAAUAAAUCAAUUUACCA